Monopterus albus (swamp eel) is the source of this 1488-nucleotide messenger RNA. RefSeq names its product glycerol-3-phosphate dehydrogenase 1b (gene gpd1b). Gene Ontology annotation, molecular function: glycerol-3-phosphate dehydrogenase [NAD(P)+] activity; protein homodimerization activity; NAD binding. Gene Ontology annotation, biological process: glycerol-3-phosphate catabolic process; carbohydrate metabolic process. NCBI's taxonomy places the organism in Eukaryota, Metazoa, Chordata, Actinopteri, Synbranchiformes, Synbranchidae. The transcript is spliced from 8 exons. Gene Ontology annotation, cellular component: cytosol. Bases 36 to 1091 code for a protein of 351 amino acids. The record is from RefSeq and is a predicted model, not a curated record.
CCGGCAGCAGCUCUGUUUGGAAGGUAAAACACGGGAUGGCAGCGCCGAAGAAAGUCUGCGUGGUUGGCUCUGGUAACUGGGGUUCUGCCAUUGCCAAGAUUGUGGGUGCCAACGCAGCCAAGUAUGACAAGUUUGACAAAACAGUGAACAUGUGGGUUUUUGAGGAGAUGGUGAAUGACCGUAAACUCACAGAAAUCAUCAACACAGACCAUGAAAACGUGAAAUAUCUGCCUGGUCACAAGCUGCCCCCCAAUGUGUUGGCUGUUCCAGACUUGGUUGAGUCUGUGAAAGGAGCCGACAUCCUGAUCUUUGUGGUCCCUCACCAGUUCAUCGUGAGAAUAUGUGAUACCAUUAAAGACCACAUCAAGAAAGACGCUGUAGGAAUGUCUCUCAUCAAGGGUGUCGAUGCAGGUCCAGAGGGUCUGAAGCUGAUCUCAGAGGUCAUCCGAGCGAAACUGGGCAUCACUAUGACGGUCCUCAUGGGAGCGAACAUCGCCAACGAGGUCGCUGAGGAGAAAUUCUGUGAAACAACGAUUGGGUGCAAAGACAAAACAACUGGACCCAUACUGAAGGAGCUAAUGCAGACUACCAACUUCCGUGUGACUGUGGUGGAAGAGUCCGAUGUGGUGGAGAUCUGUGGCGCGCUCAAGAACAUUGUAGCAGUGGGAGCAGGUUUCUGUGAUGGCCUGGGGUUCGGCGACAACACCAAAGCAGCGGUGAUUCGUCUCGGCCUGAUGGAGAUGAUUGCCUUCGCCAAGGUCUUCUGCACAAACUGCCCUGUCUCCCCCGCUACCUUCCUGGAGAGCUGUGGCAUCGCUGACCUCAUCACGACCUGCUACGGCGGACGCAACCGCAAGAUUGGGGAAGCUUUCGCCAAAACUGGCAAAAGCAUUGAGCAGUUAGAGAAAGAGCUGCUGCACGGCCAGAAGCUUCAAGGUCCAGCGACUGCGAGCGAGGUCCACCAAGUCUUGAAACAGAAAAACAUGGUGGAAAAGUUUCCUCUGUUCACUGCUGUUUACCAGAUCUGCUUCAACAACCACCCCGUCACAGAGUUCAUCAAAUGUUUGCAGAACCACCCAGAGCACAUAUAGAGGACUGACAUAAGAACUGAGGAGUGGGUGGAAAUUGAGACAGAACUUAUACACUAGCAGUACUGUAUAACCCAGGAGUUUUUCUUUUUUUGGCGGGGGGACUCUUAACAAAAAAAUGGAGUGGAGUGCCCCUCCAACUGCCUGACCUGAUGUGGUUAUUUAUUCUAAACAUACAUGUCACCAGUCAUUGCAUACAUCUACCAAGUCUUAAAAGAUGGAACUAUUUGAAUUUCUUUGUCUUAUGCAAUACAAAAACCUUGACCUCAGUGUUAUAAAAUGUUACAUAAUUUCUUGGGUAAAAGUGCCUUGACUUGCCAUUUCUCUUAAACAAAGCACAGUAAUCACUCCCACUGUGCUGCUUUUACUUUGGAUAUCUUAAGUUUUAACCAGUUAUUUA